UUGAAUUGAAUUUCUUUAUUUUUAGAAUUUCAAACACAUCCCAAAGUAAAAAUUAGGAAAGAAAGGAAUGGAAUGGAAAGAAAAUAAAGGAAAACAAUGAAACGAAAUAAGGAAAGGGAUUCAAGGCGCUGCGAUCUGGUAAAAGUGUAAUCGGAGCCGCUAAAAACCAACGGCCAAGAUCGAGUAAAGGAAAAAGGAAGGGGACAUUUACAGGGAGAUUCUUUUCCGAGUGCAGCGGCGUAUCUAUUCGGUACACGGAAAUAAAAAAAAAAAUUUAUAAACGAGGAGGUUGGCCGUUGCUGUGACAGAGAGGUGUCGAUAGUUUGAGAGAGUAGGUGUUGAAAAGGCAGAUUCCUCCAAGGCCCAUUGGCGGAGGUUUCAACCCAUUAGCCCCCAAAACCAUUUCCUCUUAAAUUCAAUUCACCAACCCAUUUCAAUCAUCUCUCAUUCAUACACCUCUGUCUUCUCUAGAUCUCUCUCUCAAGACUUACAAGAUGGCAGCAACAUCAGCAGCAACCUUUUCAGUUGGCUCAGCUGUCUCCUUGGGCCUGAAAGCGAGCCAACUUCCACAGUCAAAGCAGUUUGUUGUGAGGUUCAACUCCCAGAACUCGCUAACAAGCUUCAGUGGUCUCAAGGCAUCAACCUCUGUGAACUGUGAAUCAGAGUCAUCCUUCAUAGGCAAGGAAAGUGCUGUGGCCCUUCGAGGAUCUUUUGCUUCAAAAGCCCAGAAAUCAAGCCAGAGGUCACAGCAUCACCUAAAUCCCCAGGCCUCUUACAAAGUGGCAAUUCUUGGCGCUGCUGGAGGGAUAGGUCAGCCCCUUGCCCUUCUAAUCAAGAUGUCCCCAUUAGUUUCAGCCCUGCACCUGUAUGAUAUAGCAAAUGUUAAGGGAGUCGCUGCUGACCUCAGCCACUGUAACACUCCCUCUAAAGUUCUGGAUUUUACUGGCGCUUCUGAGUUGGCUGAUUCUUUGAAAGCCGUAAAUGUUGUCGUCAUACCUGCUGGAGUUCCUAGAAAGCCCGGAAUGACUCGCGAUGACCUCUUCAACAUCAACGCCAACAUUGUAAAGACCUUGGUUGAGGCUGUUGCUGAUAAUUGCCCUGAUGCUUUCAUCCACAUUAUUAGCAAUCCAGUCAACUCUACAGUGCCAAUUGCUGCUGAAGUUCUGAAGCAGAAGGGUGUCUAUAAUCCAAAGAAGCUCUUUGGUGUUACUACUCUUGAUGUUGUAAGAGCAAACACAUUUGUUGCUCAAAAGAAGAACCUCAAGCUUAUUGAUGUGGAUGUCCCAGUUGUGGGAGGACAUGCGGGGAUUACCAUUCUUCCCCUUCUGUCCAAGACAAAACCCUCAAUCAGUUUCAGUGAUGAGGAAGUGCAGGAGCUAACUGCGAGGAUCCAGAAUGCUGGGACAGAAGUUGUGGAAGCAAAAGCUGGUGCUGGGUCUGCUACCUUGUCAAUGGCAUAUGGUGCAGCCAGAUUUGUUGAGUCUUCUCUUCGUGCACUUGAUGGAGAUGGUGAUGUCUACGAGUGCACAUUUGUGCAGUCGGAUCUUACUGAGCUUCCAUUCUUUGCAUCAAGGGUAAAAAUUGGAAAGAAUGGGGUUGAAGCUAUCAUUUCAUCUGAUCUCCAAGGGUUGAGCGAGUAUGAGAAGAAGGCACUGGAGGCUCUCAAGCCCGAACUUAAGGCCAGCAUUGAGAAGGGUAUUGCAUUUGCUCAGAAGCAACCAGUGGCUGCAUAGAUCGACUUCGUAUUCAUAGCAAUAACUAAAGUGAAAUGGGGAUCUUAACAAGGUUUAGCUAGUGGAUAAUUUUUGUCGUGAUUCAUCGUUGCAUUAGCACUUCAGUUUUGUAGAAUUUUCUUUAAUCCCUUAAGUCGGGAAGACUUUUUAUGAGGAGCUAUCUGGAGCAGUUAUGUUAGUGUUGUAGAUUCGAAAAUUGCAAUCAAUAUCAUCGAGAGCUUGUAAUAUUUGUUUUCCUAAA
Hevea brasiliensis (rubber tree) is the source of this 1974-nucleotide messenger RNA. Its product is annotated as malate dehydrogenase, chloroplastic. Gene Ontology annotation, biological process: tricarboxylic acid cycle; malate metabolic process. The transcript has 2 exons. Gene Ontology annotation, molecular function: L-malate dehydrogenase (NAD+) activity. NCBI's taxonomy places the organism in Eukaryota, Viridiplantae, Streptophyta, Magnoliopsida, Malpighiales, Euphorbiaceae. The record is from RefSeq and is a predicted model, not a curated record. Gene Ontology annotation, cellular component: mitochondrion; cytoplasm. The coding region runs from base 495 to 1733 and encodes 412 amino acids.